AUGAUUUCGAGGUACUCGGCUUGGGAACCACAAGGCCGAGCCUUACAAAGAUGGACAAGUGAUCCAAACGCUACCGGAUGUCCCAUUCCCCGAACAACCUUGACGUUGGCUAGUCUCGACUCUCAAAUAUGGCAAAAUAUCUACAAAGUUACCACCCUGCCACUUUUAUACCGAGCCUGGAUCGGUCCUCUCGACCUACCGCUCGAAGAAUUCGCAAGUGUUAUCCCAUUAUCCCAUUGCAACUUGUACGCAAUUCGGAGUUCCGAAAGCUCACGCACUCUCUGGCUUGGCCGAACAGCGCCUGGUGUGAUUUUCAUCGAAGAUAUCUACCAUCAAAGAAGCGCACCAGGUCCCUGGAUCUCGGAUCUCACGAAAGCCGUCUACGAGAAUAAUUUCCCACUCAGUAGCCUCCGCUACAUCUUUUUCUUUAACGUUGUGAACCCUGACACGGACCAAGCUGCUCGGUCUGUGUUUGAUGCCUGCCAACCUCUUGGGUCUUUGAAUAAUAGCCCGUUUACCUGGACGGCUCCUUCAGCCGAGUUUCAUGCGCUGCUUGGCUCACGGCUGGGAAAGAUGGUCUCAUAUUUUAUUCUCGGUGCAUAUGGUCAGGGCAUUAAGUGUGUUGUGAGAAUUAUUACUUUCCACACUCAGAGUGCUCGACGUGAACUCCAUCUGCGAUUUGAUAUUGAGGAUGUGUGA
Penicillium nucicola is the source of this 699-nucleotide messenger RNA. RefSeq lists its product as uncharacterized. Lineage: Eukaryota; Fungi; Ascomycota; Eurotiomycetes; Eurotiales; Aspergillaceae. The coding region runs from base 1 to 699 and encodes 232 amino acids. The transcript has a single exon. The record is from RefSeq and is a predicted model, not a curated record.